AGACAACAAGCGCAGUCGGCGAUCUGCUCCUGCACGGAGACGCUCGUGUGAUACCUCUCUUCCACCCUUCGUUCGUGUCUCCGGCGCGCAGUGCACCCUGACGAACGCGAGACUGUCUCCCAGGUGAACUUCCGGUGAGAUCCAGCGAGCGGCGAACCCCGCGACGCGCUAACAAGAUCGCGCCGAGCGUACCGAUGGCAGCGGGAAACGGCGAAAGAGCCGGAAGUGGACACGCGAGGGCGCAAUGAUCCGGAGAUCCUGAAGAUCACUGCUGCAACAGCCCGUCCCGGGAACUACCGGGCGGUCCACGAUGUUGGUACCGCCUGAUAUGAUCUCGUCACACUCCAGGAUGGUUUACCAGUUCAACAAGUACUUCGGCGAGCGAGUGAUGACCCGAAAGAAUCAAGUAGCAAAGACCAUCCAGGAGGUGUGCCGGGUCGUGCAGGAUGUGCUGAAGGAGGUGGAAGUGCAGGAACCGCGCUUCAUCUCGUCGCUGACGGACUACAACGGCCGCUUCGACGGCCUGGACGUGAUCUCGCCGACCGAGUUUGAGAUUAUCAUCUACCUGAAUCAAAUGGGUGUGCUGAACUUUGUGGACGACGGCACCCUGCCGGGCUGCGCGGUGCUCAAGCUCAGCGACGGUCGCAAGAGGUCCAUGUCGCUCUGGGUGGAGUUCAUCACCGCGUCCGGUUACCUGUCGGCGCGCAAGAUACGCUCGCGUUUCCAGACCCUGGUGGCGCAGGCGUGCGACAAGUGCACGUACCGGGAUUCCGUGAAGAUGAUCGCUGACACCACCGAGGUGAAGUUACGUAUACGCGAACGUUACGUCGUGCAGAUCACGCCGGCGUUCAAGUGCGCCGGUUUGUGGCCGCGAUCGGCCUCCCACUGGCCAAUCACGCACAUCCCCUGGCCACACCCGAACAUCGUCGCCGAGGUGAAAGCUGAAGGCUUCGACAUGCUCUCCAAGGAGUGCAUAGGCCUGCAGGGCAAGCAAUCCGCCAUGGAGGGCGACGCGUGGGCAUUGUCAUUCAUCGACGCGGAGAAUCGGUUGCUGCAGGGCGCGAGCAGGAAGCGCUGUCUGAGCAUCUUGAAGACCCUGCGAGAUCGGCAUCUCGAGCUGCCGGGAAACCCGGUCACCAGCUACCACAUGAAGACCUUGUUGCUGUACGAAUGUGAAAAGCACCCGCACGAGGCGGAAUGGGACGAAGGUUGCCUGGCCGAGCGGAUAAAUGGCAUCUUUCUGCAGCUGAUCUCCUGUCUGCAGUGUCGUCGCUGUCCGCAUUACUUUCUGCCGAAUCUCGAUCUAUUCAAGGGGAAAUCUCCCAGCGGCCUAGAGAAUGCGGCGAAGCAGGUCUGGAGACUCACCCGGGAGUUGCUGACGAACAGCCGCGCGCUCGAGAAGCUGUAGCUGAAUGCAGGUGUACUCAACGUGACCGAAUAGACGAAGCAAUUGCUCGAUGCACUCGCAAUCUUGUCGCCCGCAUUUGCGUCGCUGAUGCCGGCGCACGAGGAAAAUACACCUAACGCCACGAAGCGACGGCUUCGUGAGGAACCACGAGAAUCCACGAAGAGCCUUUUUUUUAUUCUUCAUCGAAUUAUUGGGAGCCUCGACCUGAGAUUUUCAACCUGGACCUAGUGGAAUCCCGAUCCCGGAGUAUACGCAUAGAAAUUCUCCAGGGAUGUUCAGUGUGUGUUGACAGCAACCCUUGCGCCAGAAUAUAAUCGCGCAUGUAUGUGAUGUUUAGUGAACGCGUGUUGCACGCAGACAAUCGAGUUUAGUGCCAUAAAUACUUCGAUGUUAGAGAAAGGGGAAACAAAAUGCCGUUUCUACUGUCGGUGCGAGGUACUUGCUGCAAUUACAGACAGUCGCGGAGAGGAUGAUCGAUCUCGCACGGCCAAUCCAUAAUGUCGCAAGGUCCGGCCGACAGAAGCGCGCCUGAAGUAACUAUCGACCUGUGGUACAGAAACUUUGUCAUCAUGCGAAACAGCGAAAAUGUCCAUUCUCCGCGUUUGACCCUUUAAGUGCUGCAAAUCAGCAUCCGGUAAUCGUAUAAAAAUUCGAAAAAAACGUGACUUUUUCUUCACGCAAACGAUUAUUUUUUGAACACGCCGCUUUAUUUCGACACUUAAAAUUUUCUCGUGAAUCUUCCAAUUUGAAGCUACGGGCACUGCCAAUCCAGCGCUUGAAGGGUUAACGCGAUUCAGUCGCCGUUCUUUUCGACGUGAACGCUCAAUUUGUUCUCCAAUUUUGAGGUCGAUAGCUGACCACGGUUAAGGGUCGUUUCUCUCUUAUUAACUGUCCCGUCACUCCUCUUUCCCCCAACUCCGACGCCUAUGUAAAUAAUACUUGAAAAAGAUAUUUAUUGAACUGUAAAACGAAAUGUGAAAUAUAAUGCUAUUUAUAUGGAA
Messenger RNA from Ooceraea biroi (clonal raider ant), 2409 nucleotides. RefSeq names its product protein mab-21. The record is from RefSeq and is a predicted model, not a curated record. Lineage: Eukaryota; Metazoa; Arthropoda; Insecta; Hymenoptera; Formicidae.